AUGAAGAAAUUUGGGUACAAGCAAAGCAACUCUGAUCACACUUUGUUCUUGAAUAAAGAGAAAGGAAGGAUUACCUGUUUGAUAAUCUAUGUUGACAAUAUGGUUAUCACUGGGAACAAUGAAGAAGAGAUUAGUAAUCUGAAGAAGUUGUUUAUGGAGUUCGAAAUGAAAGACCUAGGAAACCUGAAAUAUUUCCUCGGGAUUGAAGUUUUAAGGUCAAAACGAGAAAUCUCCAUCGAUCAAAAGAAGUACAUACUUGAUCUCCUAGCAGAAAAUGGGAUGCUUGAUUGUAAGCCAGCUGAAAACCCAAUUGUUGCCAACCAUAGGCUUCAGACAGUACAAGAUGGAAAAUUAGCCGAUAAAGAACAAUAUCAAAAGUUGGUGGGAAAACUCAUCUACCUAUCCCAUACUAGACCUGAUAUUUCAUAUGAUGUUGGGGUAGUUAGUAGAUUCAUGCAUCUUCCACAAGUACCACAUAUGGAAGCAAUAAUGAGGAUACUUAGAUAUUUGAAGGGCACUAGUAGCAGAGACUGGGUAGGAGAUCGGGAUAGUAGAAAGUCUACCACAGAGUACUUUACCCUAGUAGGAGGGAACCUAGUCACCUGGAGAAGUAAGAAACAGAAGGUACUAGCUCUAUCAAGUGCCGAAGCAGAGUUUAGGGGAAUAGCCAAAGGAGUACCAGAGAUUUUAUGGCUCAAGAAACUCUUGUGCGAAUUGAACUUCCCACCAAAGGAAGCUUGUAAUUAUUUUGUGAUAAUCAAGCAGCCAUCAACAUCUCAGAGAACCCAGUUCAACAUGAUCGAACAAAGCAUGUGGAGAUAG
This is a messenger RNA of Amaranthus tricolor (Joseph's coat), 822 nucleotides long. RefSeq lists its product as uncharacterized. Lineage: Eukaryota; Viridiplantae; Streptophyta; Magnoliopsida; Caryophyllales; Amaranthaceae. The record is from RefSeq and is a predicted model, not a curated record. Bases 1 to 822 code for a protein of 273 amino acids. The transcript is spliced from 2 exons.